AUUCUGAAUUUGUUGAACACUCUUUUAGCUUAAUGAAUUUAAAAGAAGAUUUAAAAGGUAAUAAUAAAAGUUAUAGUGAAUAUAAGAAAGUCUCAGAGGGUAGUUAUAAAAUAUAUAGUGAAUAUAAGGAAUUAGAAGAAGAUUUGAAGUUUAAUAAUAAAUAUGAAGAUUUAAUUAAUGCUGAAAAUCAUAAUGCAUUUGCAAAUGCAAAAAAAUUCAUUCAACAAGAUAUUUCAGAUGAAGAUAAUUGGAAAAAUAUAAGCAAUACAGAAA
Funneliformis caledonium is the source of this 273-nucleotide messenger RNA. Lineage: Eukaryota; Fungi; Glomeromycota; Glomeromycetes; Glomerales; Glomeraceae. The record is from the annotation of a GenBank genome assembly.